UACCAAUAACGUUAAUCUCACAAGGAAAGAGCUCCCACUCAAGCCAAGAACAAUUCCGAUCAUGGCAGAAGAAUUUCAUGCAGGGAUUUGUCGAGAAAUAUGGUGGAAUCCGACGAAAACCAUGUUUACAGGGUGUAAUUCUCCGCUGUAUGCGACGGGGAUUGCUGAUAUCGGAAGCUUCGGAUGGGGCACUGAUACGGCGGAUAUCAAGGCGAGGUCCAACGAUUCAGUUUUCUAUCAUAAGCCUGAUCAGCUGCAGGCGGAUUCCGAUCGUAAUGGUGACAGCAGUGUUUUGAUUGAUUCCACCUUACAAAUGAUGGGUUUCGGCUUUUCAUCGUCCACAACAUCGGACUGGAACCAGUCUUUGCUGUUGAGUUCCAGUGAAGAUUCUUCCAUUAACAGUUGCCAAGGAUUAUCAGCUGGGUUUGCAAUGGGUUCAGCCUCAUAUGACUGUCCAUCAACACUGACACAAACUCCGUUCGAAGCUGAUCGGAAAGUACCCCAACAACAAUCACUUUUCAACAACCAGUCAAUCAACUAUAUGCCUUCCGCCGCCGCUUACGGUGCUCCUUCCAUAAGGCCGCCGCCAUUGACAAAGCAGCCUGCAGGUAACUUGCAGUUCUCCAACAACACAUCCUUUUGGAACCCGUCGCCGCCGUUCGAAGAGAAACCUAAUUGCUCCAGCCUGACGACAGAGACCAACAUCGACGGAGUUCGGAAUCGGAAAAAUUCGGGGUCAGUGAUGAAGAAAGGAAGCAGUACUGAAACUCCAUUGAAAAGGCCAAGACUUGAAACUCCAUCGCCAUUACCAACUUUUAAGGUUAGGAAAGAGAAGCUAGGGGACCGAAUCACUGCCCUGCAGCAAUUGGUUUCACCUUUCGGAAAGACUGAUACUGCAUCAGUUCUACAUGAAGCCAUUGAAUACAUCAAGUUACUCCAUGAUCAAGUCAUUGUAUUAAGUACUCCAUAUAUGAAACAAGCAGCAGCUCCCAUACAACAACAGAGUAGUGACAAGUUGAAAGACCUAAGAAGCCGGGAGCUUUGUUUAGUGCCGGUGUCAAGCACAUUCCCUGUCGCCGCUGAGAGCCCGGUCGAUUUUUGGAUGCCGACGUUCGGUGCAACUUUCAGGUAAAUCAUCUCCGGACAUAAACAAAAGAGAAAGGGCACAAACAAAAGCAUAUGGUCAGCUGCUACAAAGCAGGAAUGAUAGAAUGUAGGGCUAGAAAAUGAUUAGGAACCCAACCCUCUAAAAAAAGGAAUAUAGCCAUAGGCUUUUCCCUCUUUUUUCUUUCAAUAAUCCAAGUUUUUUUACAUGUUAAUUAUAGUUUGGAGGUGAUUAGCCACAGGAACAAGUGCUAAAUUCAGCGAAAAUCAACAUGAAUUUUAACUUAUUUGUAGUAUUAAAUUAUAUA
Hibiscus syriacus is the source of this 1412-nucleotide messenger RNA. RefSeq names its product transcription factor bHLH112-like. Gene Ontology annotation, molecular function: RNA polymerase II cis-regulatory region sequence-specific DNA binding; protein dimerization activity; DNA-binding transcription factor activity, RNA polymerase II-specific. The transcript is spliced from 8 exons. Gene Ontology annotation, cellular component: nucleus. The record is from RefSeq and is a predicted model, not a curated record. NCBI's taxonomy places the organism in Eukaryota, Viridiplantae, Streptophyta, Magnoliopsida, Malvales, Malvaceae. Bases 62 to 1132 code for a protein of 356 amino acids. Gene Ontology annotation, biological process: regulation of transcription by RNA polymerase II.